Messenger RNA from Alternaria atra, 1290 nucleotides. RefSeq lists its product as uncharacterized. The coding region runs from base 1 to 1290 and encodes 429 amino acids. The transcript has a single exon. The record is from RefSeq and is a predicted model, not a curated record. Gene Ontology annotation, molecular function: peroxidase activity. Lineage: Eukaryota; Fungi; Ascomycota; Dothideomycetes; Pleosporales; Pleosporaceae.
AUGCAUUUCUCUUCUCUUCACUUGGCUUUGAUUGCCGCGGCGCCUCUCGCCUCCGCCUGGCCAACUGCCAUUCUCGAUGCUGCUGGACAUGAUCCUGAGCUCCUCAAGCGCGCCGAAGAGGCUGCGAGGUUGAUGAAGGUGGAAGGACGUCAAGCCGGUGCCGGUGCCGCGACAGCUAUCUUUGAGCCAGUACCCAUCUUCAACGCGAAGGCACAAUACAUCAACAUUAGUGCUGGCAGCGGUCAUGAGUAUGUUGCACCUGGACCGAACGACCUCAGAGGGCCAUGCCCCGGUCUCAACGCCUUCGCCAACCACAACUUCCUUCCCCACAACGGAUACGCCAAUGUUGCACAAUACAUCGAGGUAACGCAGAAGGUCGUAGGCAUGGGUCCCGUCCUUGCGACCUUCCUCUCAGUUCUCGGUGGCGCCCUUGAUGGCGACCUGUUGAACUGGUCUAUCGGUGGCACACCAUCCCUUGCUCAAGGAGGCCCGACAGGUAUCCUAGGUAACGGUCUGAGCGGUUCGCAUAAUAAAUACGAAGCCGAUGCCUCGCCAACACGACCCGAUCUUUACCAGGCCGGUAACAACUACAAGACUGUCACUAGCCAGUUCCAGGAGUUAAUUGACUACUCACCUGGUGGUGUAGUCACUAUCGAAAGCUUAACUAGCUUCAGAAGCCAUCGCUUCGAUGUGCAGAAGCAAACCAACCCCAACUUUUUCAACGGACCAUUCUCCGGUGUGUUGGUGCAACCUGCUGCGUACACCUUCAUCUUCCGCUUCAUGGCCAACCAUACUGCUGAGAACCCCACUGGUAUUCUUCCUUACGAUGUCAUUCAGUCAUGGUUCGGUAUUCAGGGUACCAAUGGAAACUACAAAGCAGUGCAAGGCGGAGAGCGCAUCCCAGAGAACUGGUACCGACGUGCUCUUGAGUACCCCUAUGAGACCACAUACUUCCUUGCAGAUGCUGUCAACGCUGCUGUUCUCCACCCCAAGUUCCUCGAUAUUGGCGGAAAUACAGGUACACCCAACUCUUUCGUCGGUGUCGACGUCGCCGAUUUGACUGGUGGUGUCUUCAACGGUGCGUCACUCCUCGAGGGAAACAACCUCGGCUGCUUCGUCUACCAAGCCUCCGCACAAGCCAAACCAGACAUCCUUCUCGGACCUCUCAAUGCGCUCACCAGUGCCGUUGGGGGUCUUGUCGGACAGUUGGGUUGCCCAAAGUUGGCGACUCUCGACAAGAAGCUUCUUCAGCAGUUCCCUGGUUACACCAAGUCGCCUGUCUACGGUUAG